Molecule: messenger RNA, 1675 nt
Organism: Chinchilla lanigera (long-tailed chinchilla)
Lineage: Eukaryota; Metazoa; Chordata; Mammalia; Rodentia; Chinchillidae
Product: cytochrome P450 2A13-like
Exons: 9
Coding region: 57-1544 (495 amino acids)
Biological process (GO): coumarin metabolic process; xenobiotic metabolic process
Cellular component (GO): intracellular membrane-bounded organelle; cytoplasm
Molecular function (GO): oxidoreductase activity, acting on paired donors, with incorporation or reduction of molecular oxygen, reduced flavin or flavoprotein as one donor, and incorporation of one atom of oxygen; iron ion binding; heme binding
Source: RefSeq, a predicted model, not a curated record
GUAUAAAUGAAAAAACAUCUCAGCCAUCACUACUGACUGUGAAUCUCACUGCAACCAUGCUGGCCUCAGGGAUGCUUCUGGUGACUCUGCUGGCCUGCCUGGGUUUAUUGGCGUUGAUGUCUAUCUGGAAAGAGAGGAAGUUCUGGGGAAAGCUGCCUCCUGGGCCCACCCCACUGCCCUUCAUUGGGAACUACCUGCAGCUGAACACAAAGAAGAUGUACAGAUGCCUCACGCAGAUGAGCAAGCACUAUGGCCCAGUGUUCACCAUCUACCUUGGGCUUCGCCGGGUAGUGGUGCUGUGUGGAUAUGAUGUAAUAAAGGAGGCUCUGGUGGAUCAGGCUGAGGAUUUUAAUGGGAGAGGCGAACAGGUCACCUUCAACAGGCUCUUCCAAGGCUAUGGCGUGACAUUCAGCAACGGGGAGCGGUCCAAGCAACUUCGGCGUUUCUCCAUUGCUACACUGAGGGACUUUGGUGUGGGCAAACGUAGCAUUGAGGAGCGAAUCAAGGAAGAAGCAGGAUACUUCGUCCAGGCUAUUCAGGCCACACGUGGAGCCUUCAUUGAUCCCACCUUCUACCUGAGUAAAACAGUCUCCAAUGUCAUGAAUUCCAUAGUCUUUGGAGAGCGCUUUGACUAUGAGGACAAAGAAUUCCUCUCACUGCUACAAAUGACGACAACAGUCAAGAAAUUUAUAGCGUCGCCUCUGGGACAGCUCUAUGAGAUAUUUUUUGCAGUGAUGAAGCAUUUGCCAGGACCACAGCAAGAGGUCUUUAAGGAGAUGCAGAGGCUGGAGGACUAUAUGAUUAAGAAGGUGAAGCAGAACCAGUGCACAUUGGAUCCCAAUGCCCCACCACGGGACUUCAUUGACUCCUUCCUCAUCCGCAUGCAGGAGGAGAAGAAGAAUCCCAACACAGAGUUCCACAUGAAGAACCUGGUGAUGACCACACUGAGCCUAUUCUUUGCAGGCACAGAGACCGUCAGUUCAACUCUGCGCUUUGGCUUUCUGCUGUUCAUGAAGCACCCGGAUGUGCAGGCCAAGAUCCAUGAAGAGAUUGACAGAGUGAUUGGAAAGAACCGACAACCCCAAUUCGAGGACCGGGUGAAGAUGCCCUACACAGAGGCAGUGAUACAUGAGAUCCAAAGAUUUGCAAACUUUGCCCCCAUGGGUAUACCUCGCAGGAUCAGCAAGGACACCACAUUUCGGGACUUCUUCAUUCCCAAGGGCACUGAAGUGUUCCCUAUGCUGGGUUCUGUACUGACAGAUCGCAAUUUCUUCUCCAACCCAGAAGAUUUCAACCCACAGCACUUCCUGGAUGAGAAGGGCCAGUUUAAAAAGAGUGAUGGUUUUAUACCCUUUUCCAUUGGAAAGCGGAACUGCUUUGGGGAAGGACUGACUAGAAUGGAGCUCUUUCUCUUCUUCACCAUCAUCAUGCAGAACUUUCGGUUCAAGUCCUCACAAGCACCUGAGGAUAUCUAUGUGUCCCCGACACCCUUGGGCUUUACCAGGGUUGUGCCAAAUUACACCAUGAGCUUCCUACCACGCUGAUCCAGGAGUGAGAUAGGGCUCACUAGGGCAAGUUGGUGCUGAAGGGAAAAAUGGAGGCACCAUGAGUGGGCCUAGUGGUAGGGGUAUGGCCAAGGAAACUGACCAAUAUUCCACAGAAAUGAAAGGUCAAG